AUGUUGAUAACACACCAGCAAAUACCCUUAAGGAGAUGGAUUAUUAAUAAAAAUAUUGGCCUAAACUCGGUCUUUGGUAGGAAUUAUUCCUCUUUACCGCCACGGAAGUCUUAUCAUGCAAAUUUAAGUCCAAUAUCACUUUUAUGGAAUACGAAAGUUUCACCGACGUUUAAAUAUUGUUCUUUGAUUGCCAUACUUUCAAUAUCUAUGUCACAUAUACAUCCUAACAUUAUUGUUACAGUGGGACCACCGGUUUUGUUAGGAAGUUGGUACUUUUAUAGCAAAUGGAUGAAACUACAGUAUGCAACAGAGACUGAAAAAUUAAUACCGAAGUCUAAGAAAGAAUUUAAUUCGGAAGAUAAUGAUAUUAUUAUAAAGAAAUACAACGAAGCUGAAAUAUCUAAUGUACUUAAUGGGAUUGAUAAUGAAUUUGAUAGUUUCAAAAGACAGGUUGUUGAUAUUACUGAGAGAAGGAUUAUAGACUAUAUUAUAUCAAAUCAAGAUCAACGCAACGAAAUGUUUUCUUUAUUUAUUGAUGAAAACAAACAAGUCUCAAUAAAACUAAGUGAAAACGAUAUUGAAACUUUCAUUCUCCUGUCAGCACCAGUACCAAAUUUUGAUUCGAUUGAAGAAAAUGAAACAUCUCUCUCUCAAUCACGUAAUUUUCAAGAUUUUAUUAAGCUAUCUUUACCAUUCUUUUCGAGUAAGGAUACUUCGAAUCGGAAAAGGUUAGGAACAAUUGAAUGCUAUCUACUAGAAAUGAGCAACACUCAAGAGACUGAUCACAUCAAGUAUAAGGUUUUAAUUGAAAUUUCUCCAUAUAAAUGGUUUGUUACAUCUAAAGACAAAUUAAGUAUCAAAUAUAUUGAAGGUGAAGGAGUAUAUAAUAGCAAGAUGUUUGAUGAAGCAAAAAAAUCCAAAGAAUCAGAAGGCCAAGAUGACGAAGAAAUAACUGUAAAUAUCUAA
Molecule: messenger RNA, 966 nt
Organism: Debaryomyces tyrocola
Lineage: Eukaryota; Fungi; Ascomycota; Pichiomycetes; Serinales; Debaryomycetaceae
Source: the annotation of a GenBank genome assembly